CGCAUGCUUCAAUCGUUGCAAUUUUAUUGUUGAUUCUCGUGCUGCAUCCGUGAGCACCCGGUCGCCCAAUAUCAAAUCCAUCCCAUUUUUUCGACAGAUUGGACAAAUUUUUAGUCUCUCCUUACGGAGGGGUGUCUCGCGGGAGGUGAUAAAUCGAUAAAAGCAUUCAAAAGAGAGAACGUUUUGCCAAGUAUUUUAAAUCACGGUGUCGUGUUGCCCCCCGCAGCAGUAUAGUCGUGAGGAGUUGUGUCCGGAAAAAACGAUAUAAAAAUACUAUCGAGAUGCUUCGAUUGUCAAUAUCAUUUCGGGAGAUUGAACGGUUGGAACAUUUAUUAUUGACAGAAAGUCGUCGCGAGCGAUUGCUUGAUGGGAUGCACGCGUCAAGAAAACCAACACGAAGAUCUCAUCUUGCAACUGCAACUCUCCGUGUUCCUCGAACGCAUCUUACAAGUGAAUAAGGUGUUUUCUUUUGUUUUUUUUUCAAUAAUUCGCGAUUCGCGAUAUUCCCACGCGUGUGCACUAGCAUUUUUUUUCAACUCAAGUAACUUGCUGAAGAAAAAGAUUUCGGACAGAUGCUUCGAAUUUUUUUUUAUACAUGGAAUUCGGAGAUUUAAUCAGCCUGAGAAAUACGUGUUUUUCUGGUUGAACCGUCAAAAGAUGGAAAAAUCCGCGAGCAAUGAAAGAUUGCUGUCAAGACGACGCACCGUCACUCUUAAACCCCUUACUAUCAAGGACGAACGUGUCGCUACCUUGAAAAAGGUCACUGCUAUCCUUCAAAAAUCCGAGGACUCUCGCAGUCCUGAAGAAAUUGAAAUUUUGACUUCUUGUAGCGACAUUGUCAAAGAAGUGAAUCUGAGACAGCAGAAAAGAGACCGAGUGAAAGCUAGACUGGAGGAGGUGGAAGAUCCGCCGGAGCUUCUCGAAGAGAAAUGCAUGCGUUUGGCAGGUGCCAUAAGCAGAGCUACUUCCUUGACGGUAUACACAGGAGCUGGAAUAAGUACAGCUGCUUCGAUUCCCGAUUAUAGGGGUACGAACGGUGUUUGGACACGAAUGCAACAGGGAAAAGACAUUGGGAACCACGAUUUGAGUCAAGCCGAACCAACGGUGACCCACAUGGCGCUAUACGCUCUGUACAAAGCGCGUGUACUAAAGCAUAUAGUAUCGCAAAAUUGCGACGGUCUUCACCUCCGAAGUGGGAUUCCACGAUCGUUGAUAUCGGAGGUUCAUGGAAAUAUGUACGUAGAGGUGUGUCGUUCGUGCAAGCCAUCGCGGGAAUAUUGGCGUUUGUUCGACGUGACGGAGAAAACUGGAAGAUAUUCUCACAGCACAGGUCGUACGUGUCACAAUUGUAAGUCCGGGUUGCAGGACUCGAUAGUGCAUUUUGGUGAGCGUGGAAAUUUACCAUGGCCGAUUAAUUGGAACGGUGCGAGUCGCGCUGCGAAACAGGCCGAUGUGAUAUUGUGUCUUGGCUCGAGUUUAAAAGUAUUGAAGAAAUAUCCAUGGUUAUGGCAAAUGGAUAAGCCAGCGCACAAGAGAUCUCCCUUGUACAUAAUAAAUCUUCAGUGGACGCCAAAGGACGAGAACGCCGUGCUAAAGAUAAACGGUCGUUGUGACGACGUCAUGUCUCGAGUUAUGAUGAAUUUGGGUCUCGAAAUACCAAUUUACGAUCGUUCGAAAGAUCCUAUUUUUUAUCACGCGAUAAGGUUACAAUCGAGCGAAAUUGGGACCACGACGCAACCCUGUCUCGAAGAACCUAUAUCGAAGAUUCCAAAGGAAAUCGAAGAGGUCGGGAGCGUUGAGAAUCCCGAGGAUAACGUCGUCGUUGCUAAAAAAGAGGAAGCUUUUAAGGGGAUCACACUUUCAGGAACACUGAGCAAUUACCAAGCGCCCAUUUUCGCGGCUUUACCCUUUUUGUCCAUGGGACUUCCUUUCCCACCCAUGCUAAUGUAUUCUCACCUCACUCCUCUCUUUUAUUAUCCUUCAUUUGUUCAAGUUCCCAACGGUGUCAACGAGGAAGAAUCUUCCAACCCCAAACCCGCGUGUACUUUUUGUAUGGAGAACGAAGGCUCUCUCACUUGCUUGUAUUAUCAACGCAACGGCGACGAUCCCGUUUCUACCGAAAUUCUCGGUACCGAUCAAGAGAGCGAUACCAGUCUCGAAAACAUCCAAGAAACCCUUGAUUCUUCCACUCCCUUACCCACCGCUAAAAAUCCAGGCUGGUUUGGUAAAGGCUACCGCAAAGGUUUACGAAAAAAACGGUAGCAUCGACUCAAACCCCAUUUUCCUCUUGCGUAUUUCGUCUUCUCAACACUGACGCGUUAAGUACGGUCUUUCACAACCUUUUAACGCCCCAUGCAUUAUCAUUCUCUAUUUCUUUAUUUAUUUAAGUCUUUCGAUUUUUAAUUGCAGAUUUUAUUUAUUCAUUGCAACAAGCGUGAUCACUUCUCGUUCCGUUCAUUCUCGAGUCUCAUUGACUAUAUUUUAUAACGUAAGACAACUUUAUUUGAAAGUUUUACUCUCAUUUCGUCUCGUCGAGACUCAUUUUAAAAAACGUUAGAUUUUAUUUGGUCUUGAUUAUAUCAAUUUUUUUUUCUCCCACUUAGUGGGAAUUCUUAAAACGGUACAAUACAACAAAAGUUUCACUGGCAAUUCAUUUUUAUUAACUGAUAGUGUUGCCUUUUAAUUUUUCAUCAAUGACAGCGGUUUUUAUUAUAAAUUUCGACUGAAAAGGAAUAGAGAGCUUUCAAAAAUCUAUCGUCUAUUUUUUAAACUUUGACACAAUACACAGAGCAGCAACUUACGUUAUAUACUUCCUUUGAAAUGAAAGAAAAAAAUGAGAAAUUUGAAAAGCGAAAAGUCAUUUGAGAUAAAAUUUAUUCCAUACUUCUCGUUUGUAUGAUUUUGCAAGGAAAUUAUAAAAGCGAAACUAUGAUUGUUUGCACCGAGCAAUUUUGGCUCUCCGGGCUCGGGCAUUCGACUUUUCCGAAUCGUUAUAUUAUUUGUAAGCGUUAUACCGAAUAUUAUUUAUUUAUAGUGCGAUAAACAUAAGAGUACUACGUAUUAAAGACGGGGGAGAAAAAAAACCAUGAUCGAAAAAUCUCAUUGAAUUAAUUGCAAUACCGUUAUACCUUGCUCUAUUUAGUAAAAAAAAAACGAGAAAAUAAUAGUAUUGUACUUUGUAGCGUGUAUCAAGUAUUACGACUUGAGUACGAAAAUGAAAAAUCUUCGUGUUCCUCGAUGGCGCAAAAUUGCGCUCGCUCCAUACCUCAAAUUGCAGCAAUAUCAAAACAAUCAUCGUCGUUUCACUAUACGGAGAAUAAAUUUUUUUUUCUUCUUUUUUUGUUUAUCGUGAAUGAACGAUUGAUUUGCGAAGAAAAAUGAUAUUGUAAUUAUGUUGGGUUUUAGAAAAAUCGACAGUAACAAUUCCGCUAGUUGUUUGAAGCACUAUAAUAAUAUGCUUAAUAAUAUAGAAAAGUGAUUUUUAAGCACUACAUUAUUUAUAAGGAAGGAAACAAGUGCUCGAAAAAUACUACGAUAAUAUGAGAAUCCUGUCACAGGAUUCCUCUACACCAUUUCACAACGUGUGAAUAUUUAUUAAACGUCAUUAAAAAUUAUCAACAUUAUCCUCGAAA
Molecule: messenger RNA, 3632 nt
Organism: Venturia canescens
Lineage: Eukaryota; Metazoa; Arthropoda; Insecta; Hymenoptera; Ichneumonidae
Gene: Sirt7
Product: sirtuin 7
Exons: 4
Coding region: 367-2262 (631 amino acids)
Cellular component (GO): chromatin; nucleus
Molecular function (GO): histone H3K18 deacetylase activity, NAD-dependent; NAD+ binding
Source: RefSeq, a predicted model, not a curated record